Molecule: messenger RNA, 240 nt
Organism: Arabidopsis thaliana (thale cress)
Lineage: Eukaryota; Viridiplantae; Streptophyta; Magnoliopsida; Brassicales; Brassicaceae
Product: Aldehyde oxidase/xanthine dehydrogenase, molybdopterin binding protein
Exons: 2
Coding region: 1-240 (79 amino acids)
Molecular function (GO): iron ion binding; oxidoreductase activity
Source: RefSeq, marked reviewed
AUGGAGGUGUUGAAAUGGGUUAAGGAUAUGCAUACAAAGGUUGCUGCAGCGGCCUUUAACAUUCCCCUUAGUUCGGUUUUUGUGUCAGAAACAAGCACAUACAAGGUUCCUAAUGCGUCACCUACUGCUGCUUCUGCGAGCUCUGAUAUGUAUGGUCCUGCAGUUUUAGACGAUGUUAAGCAUAUUAUAGCAAAAUUGGAGCCUGUUACAUCUAAACACAAUUUCAACACCAUUCGCUGA